GCGCGGAUGUGCGUCUCUGGGAAGCUGUUUGGGUGGAGACGCGCAAUAAUUGGCCGUCCGGUCAUUCGGAUGAUAUGAUUCGUGAAAAGGCCCAAACCAUCUUCAAGGCUAGAAGCCCAACCAAUGCCUCCUUCAAUUUCUGGAACGCGUGGAGAGUUCUCCGGAACAAUCCCAAGUUCAAGUCGAUGUACCUCCUUGGAGACGUGCAUGCCUCCAAGAGGACAAAGACUACGGAAGAGGGCGGCUUCACCACCUCGGCGUCGGGCGAGGAGAUCUCUUCUGCUCGGCCCAUUGGCAACAAGGCGGCGAAGGCGGCGAAGGCGGCGGAGAAAGGGAAAGGGAAGGCAGCAGCGUCGCAUACGAGCUCGGAUCCUCCACCAGAAAUUGUGGAGAGGUUGGAUAGGAACGACGCGCAGAUGAGGGCAUUCACCGCCCAGUACCAGCGGAGGAACGAUAUCCGGGAGAGGGAGCUCGAUAUGCAGCUCCUGAACACGGAUACGACGAACAUGACGGACGCACAACGUGCAUUGCACGCGUCCAUGGUCGCCGACGUGCUCAGGCGUCGUGGUCUAUCCUAGGCUUUUAAUUAUGUGAUUUUAAUGAUGUUUUAGGUUUUUUAAAUUUUUAUGUAUUUUUUUUUAUGUUUUAAAUAGGUUUUUUAAAUUUUAUGUUUAAUCCAGUAUUUAAAUAUGCAAUUUAAAUUAUGCAAUA
Messenger RNA from Salvia miltiorrhiza (redroot sage), 711 nucleotides. RefSeq lists its product as uncharacterized. Lineage: Eukaryota; Viridiplantae; Streptophyta; Magnoliopsida; Lamiales; Lamiaceae. The coding region runs from base 75 to 578 and encodes 167 amino acids. The record is from RefSeq and is a predicted model, not a curated record. The transcript has 2 exons.